AUGGAACAACUGACCUCGGCUCAGGUUGAGGAGUCCCCAGACACCUGCUUCUAUUUGCCGCACCACGCUGUCAUUAAACUGGACAGUCUGACUACCAAAUGUCGUGUAGUUUUUGAUGGAUCAGGAAAGGACAGCUCUGGAGUAUCGCUCAAUGACAGACUACAUAUUGGUCCACCGAUUCAACGCGAUCUUCUUGGCGUUUGUCUACGCUUCCGGCAGCACCAAUAUGUUUUAUGCGCAGAUGUCGAAAAGAUGUUUCGAGGCAUUAAAAUCUUUAAGCCACACACCAAUUUUCAGCGCAUUGUUUGGCGCAAGACUGAGAAUGAACCUCUGCUUCAUUUUCGCCUGCUGACGGUUACCUACGGAUUGGCACCGUCACCAUUUCUGGCUGUUCGAGUUCUAAAGCAACUUGCCGACGAUCAUGGCCAUGAAUACCCUGCAGCAGCUCACGCUCUUCUGCACGAUGCCUAUGUGGACGAUAUCCCUACAGGCGCCAAUACAUUCGAGGAGCUUAUGAUUCUCAAGGACGAGCUAUAA
Molecule: messenger RNA, 537 nt
Organism: Drosophila teissieri
Lineage: Eukaryota; Metazoa; Arthropoda; Insecta; Diptera; Drosophilidae
Exons: 1
Coding region: 1-537 (178 amino acids)
Source: RefSeq, a predicted model, not a curated record